Messenger RNA from Hemicordylus capensis (graceful crag lizard), 1853 nucleotides. RefSeq names its product acyl-CoA (8-3)-desaturase-like. NCBI's taxonomy places the organism in Eukaryota, Metazoa, Chordata, Lepidosauria, Squamata, Cordylidae. Gene Ontology annotation, biological process: lipid metabolic process. The transcript is spliced from 12 exons. Gene Ontology annotation, molecular function: oxidoreductase activity, acting on paired donors, with oxidation of a pair of donors resulting in the reduction of molecular oxygen to two molecules of water. The record is from RefSeq and is a predicted model, not a curated record. Bases 1 to 1581 code for a protein of 526 amino acids. Gene Ontology annotation, cellular component: membrane.
AUGCCUCCACAGUCAGCCUCUGCACUGGGGAAGCCAGAAUCUAACUCAGACGGUGCACAACUUUUUACUUGGGAAGAGAUUGGAAUUCACUCUGGUCAGAAGAACUCCAAAGAGGACCGAUGGCUGGUCAUCAACCGGAAGGUUUACAAUAUAAGUAUCUUCUGUAACCAGCAUCCAGGAGGAUCCCGUAUUAUCAAACACUUUUCUGGACAAGAUGCCACGGAUGCUUUCACAGCCUUCCACAAGAAUGAAACUCUGGCGAGGAAAUACCUGAAUUCACUGCUGAUUGGAGAGCUAGCAGCUGAUCAACCUUGUUGUGAGCCCAGCAAAAAUGUUCUGCUGGUAAAGGAUUUCCGUGAUCUGUUCUCUACUGUCAAAAAGAUGGGACUCAUGAAAUCCAAUUAUCUCUUCUUCCUCCUCCUGUUCCUGCAUUGCUUGCUGAUUGAGAUUACCUCCUGGUUCAUUAUCUGGUACUUUGGAGUUUCCUGGGCUUCUUUCCUAAUAGGAAUAGUGAUGUUUGCAACUGCUCAGACCCAGUAUGGAUGGUUCCAACAUGAUUUGGGGCAUAUUUCAGUUUUCCAGAAACCCAAAUGGAACCACCUUUUCCAGUCAAUUAUGAUGGGCAUGCUUCAGGGUGGGUCAGCCAGCUGGUGGAACCAUAGGCACAACCAGCACCAUGCCAAACCCAACUGCUUCCGCAAGGACCCUGAUAUAGACUUGCAUCCUCUGCCGUUCAGCCUGGGGAAGACACUCUCUGUGCAGCUCGGAAAGAAGAAGAAGAAAUACUUGCCUUACAAUUACCAGCACAAAUACUUCAGCCGUGAGUUGCUCUACCAUCUUCUAGAAACCAAGUAUUCCAACUUUGUUGCUCCAGGUACGAUUGUUCCUUUGUUUCAGACGGUUACAUUCCACUUCAUUUACACAAGGAAAAUGUGGUUGGAAUUAGUUAUGAUUCUGCUCUACAACAUCCGUGUCUGCUUCAUGUAUGUUCCUUUAAUGGGAUUUAAGUGUUUCAUGGCAUACUACUGGCUGGCCAGGUUCCUGCAAGCUUGUUGGUUCAUGUGGGUCACACAAAUGAACCAUAUUCCAAUGAACAUCGACUACGAUAAGAAUUUGGACUGGGUUUCUGCUCAGCUGACAACAACAUGCAAUGUUGAUCCAUCUCUGUUCAAUGACUGGUUUACUGGACACCUGAAUUUCCAGAUAGAACAUCACCUUUUCCCAACGAUGCCUCGACACAACUACUGGAAGGUAGCCCCCCUGGUGAAAUCCCUCUGUGCCAAGCAUGGCCUUAAUUACCAGAGCAAGCCUCUGCUCACAGCCUUUGCAGACAUUUUAUGUUCUCUAAAGGAGUCAGGAGAGCAUUGGCUUGAAGCCUAUCUAAACGCAUCAGAAAAAAAAGACAGAUCUUCAAGACAGAUAACUUCUUUACGCUGUGAGGCAGAGGUUCAACAUGAAGAAGAUUCAUUUGGGGGAAAAGAUGGCACUUGCUUUGAGUAUGGGCAACCCAGAUUUCUACGUGAAAUAUUUUCCGCUGCAGCUUCACACACUUUCAAUGGAUCAUCAUCCUCUGAUGCCUGAUAACUGAAGUCUCAGGAAUGAAUCAGGCAGAGAAAGAAUACUAAGGCCUAGGGGAAGCAGUUCCUAUGUACUGGAUAUGUGCAAGAAUGUGGGAAAUAAUUGAUUUUAGAUUGGAAGGUUCCUGGACUUCUGGAUUUGGUUCCAACCAGAGGCUUGCAGGCUUCACUCUGCAUGUUGGGAAAGGCUGUUAUGAAGGGACACUAUUGUACCCCUCCUGGGAACCUCGAGGCAUGGUUAUAAAUCAGGCAGUUUCUAAAGAAAAUCACAACUGC